This is a messenger RNA of Plasmodium relictum, 1329 nucleotides long. It is a transcript of the gene SHMT, whose product is annotated as serine hydroxymethyltransferase, putative. The record is from RefSeq and is a predicted model, not a curated record. Gene Ontology annotation, cellular component: cytoplasm. Bases 1 to 1329 code for a protein of 442 amino acids. Gene Ontology annotation, molecular function: cobalt ion binding; pyridoxal phosphate binding; glycine hydroxymethyltransferase activity. NCBI's taxonomy places the organism in Eukaryota, Apicomplexa, Aconoidasida, Haemosporida, Plasmodiidae. Gene Ontology annotation, biological process: folic acid metabolic process; L-serine catabolic process; tetrahydrofolate interconversion. The transcript is spliced from 3 exons.
AUGUUUAAUGGUGAUUCCUUGGAAAUUAUUGACAAAGAGCUAUUCGAUAUAUUGGAAGACGAACAAAAAAGACAAAAGGAAACUAUAAAUUUGAUUGCAUCAGAGAAUUUUAUUAAUAAAGCAGUGCGUGAAUGCUUAGGGCAUCGUGUGAGUAACAAAUACUCAGAAGGAUAUCCUCGUAAGAGAUACUACGGAGGUAAUGAUUAUAUUGACAAAAUAGAGGAACUAUGUUAUAAGAGAGCUUUAGAAGCUUAUAAUAUAAGUGAAAACGAAUGGGGUGUUAAUGUUCAGGCACUUUCAGGUUCAGCAGCCAAUGUUCAGGCACUGUACGGUUUAGUUGGAUUAAAAGGAAAAAUUUUAGGGAUGCAUUUAUGCUCUGGUGGUCAUUUAACUCAUGGGUUUUUUAAUGAAAAGAAAAAAGUUUCUAUUACAUCAGACUUAUUUGAGUCAAGAUUAUAUAAGUGUAACAGUGAAGGAUAUCUUGAUUAUGAUUCUAUUCGUAAAAUUGCUUUAGAGUUUCGCCCAAAGGUUAUUAUAUGUGGAUAUACGAGUUACCCUAGAGAUAUAGAUUAUAAAAAAUUCCGAGAUAUAUGUGAUGAAGUAGAUGCAUACUUACUUGCAGAUAUUUCUCAUAUUUCAUCCUUUGUUGCAUGUAAAUUAUUAAAUAAUCCCUUUGAAUACGCUGAUGUUGUCACAACAACUACACAUAAAACAUUAAGAGGACCUAGAAGUGCACUUAUUUUCUUUAAUAAAAAAAGAAAUCCUGGUAUUGAUGAAAAAAUUAACAGUGCUGUAUUUCCAAGUUUCCAAGGAGGACCUCAUAAUAAUAAAAUAGCUGCUGUUGCUUGUCAAUUAAAAGAAGUGAAUUCUGAUUUUUUCAGAAAAUAUGCCAAACAAGUCUUAUUGAACAGUAAAGCUUUAUCUAAAUAUUUAAUUGAUAAUAAUGUAGAUAUAGUAACAAAUGGAACUGAUAAUCAUCUUAUUUUAGUUGAUUUGAGAAGAUAUAAUAUAACGGGGUCUAAACUACAAGAAGUAUGUAAUGCUAUUAAUGUUUCUUUAAAUAAAAACACUAUACCUAGUGAUGUGGACUGUGUUUCACCAAGUGGAGUUCGUAUAGGAACUCCAGCAAUAACCACAAGAGGAGCUAAAGAAAAAGAUAUGGAAUUUAUUGCACAAAUAUUAAUCAAAGCAAUAAAAUUAACAGCAGAUUUACAACAAAUAUAUGGAAAAAAAUUAGUAGAUUUUAAAAAAGGAUUAGUUAACAAUUCUGAUAUAGAAAAAUUGAAAAGUGAAGUUGUUGAAUGGGCAAGUCACUUACCAUUACCUUAA